AUGAAGCUCUUCGGGUGCGUGGUCAGCCUGUACUCGGCUGUCGGGCCUCUCUUCUACGUGGCCAGGAUCUUGGGGGCCGCUCCAAUGACCACCAUUCCUGGUAAUCUUGCCCAGAAGUACCAGCUGUCUUGGAAAUGGAUAUCCUACUCUGCUGCUUUAAUGUUGCUGUUCCUAGGCUACUCAUUUUGCCACCCUUUUUACCUCCAUUCUACGGGGCCUUACUCGAGGAACAUGGCAUUCGCCGUGAUCAUCCAGAUGAAGCACGGACUGCUGAUGUUUCUGGCGGUGUAUUACCAUUGGAGCCGGAGCCGUGAAGUGCUGGCACUGAUGGCCAAAAUCGACGAGUCCUUCUUGCACAACAGGAAAGCAUUCUAUCAACGUGCUUUCAUCCUCAUUUUCCUGAAGAUGUUUUUCCUGCUGGUCUUAAAACUAUCCCUGCACAUCUGCUUGGAGAUCACACUCAUGCCAUCGUCAACAGGGCUACCCAACACUGUGUACUCGUGCUACAGCCAGGCGUUCCUCGAGGUCUUGAUGCUAGAAUUCACGACACUCGUGCUGCUGCUGAAGCAGCGCCUCUCCGAGCUGAACGAACAGGUCCAGUGCGUGAUAGAAGUGUGCCGGGCCCACCCAUACCGGGUGCGCGCAGCUCACCUCCGAUGCCUCAUGGACUUCCACGAGGAACUCUGCAGGGUGUGCGAGCUCAUCAACUCCAGGUUCGAGGCGCAGAUGCUGGUCAUAUUCACAGUCUACUUUGGAUUCCUAGUCACCUACGUGUCCUCGGAAGUGCACUCGCUGCUGGAAUGCUGCGGCAGCGGAUGCCUGAUGCCGGAGAAGCUGUUGCUAAUCAUCUACAUCACCAGCGACCACCUGUCGCAGAUGUCGGCGAUCAUUUUAUUCUGCGGCUGCGCGACCAGGGAAGCAGCCCGCCUGCGCCGACUGCUGCUGACGCUGGACUUCCUCCAGGUGCCCGACCCAUGUGUGGCUCGGAAUGUCCAGCGGUUUCUCACGCAGGCCUCGGCCGGCCGGAUCCGGUUCAGCGUCUACGGCCUCUUCGAGUUGAAGGGCAGCACCAUCUUCUCCGCCCUCAACAUGGCCAUUUCCUACAUCAUCAUCCUCAUUCAAGCAAAGCGACAGUAA
This is a messenger RNA of Bacillus rossius redtenbacheri, 1137 nucleotides long. RefSeq lists its product as uncharacterized. NCBI's taxonomy places the organism in Eukaryota, Metazoa, Arthropoda, Insecta, Phasmatodea, Bacillidae. Gene Ontology annotation, biological process: sensory perception of taste; male courtship behavior; chemosensory behavior. Gene Ontology annotation, cellular component: neuronal cell body; axon; membrane. The record is from RefSeq and is a predicted model, not a curated record. Bases 1 to 1137 code for a protein of 378 amino acids. The transcript has 2 exons.